AGGCAAUUUAUGAGGCCACCUUCUCCAUCUAUAUAUAUGGAUGCUAUCAGUUUCUAGCUUUUCAUCCAAGAGACCUAAAGAAAUUAGCCAAAAAGCAAAGGAAAAAAAAAUGGGAGAAGGAAUUAUCAAAAGACAAGUUAACCGGCUAAAAAGAGAAUUCGGGUCAUUAAACCAAUUGCUAAAAGGGGCUAUCUUAGUCCUGUUAACGCUUUUGGUAGUGUCAGCGCUUUCAGUUCUUGUCAGCGCAUUGACAAGAAAUAAGCCACCGAAUGCAGAGCCAAGAAAUGAAGGGGAGCUACCUCAAUGGUUCCUUGACUGGUUGGAUGCACAAGACGCAAACCACGAAAAUAACGGCGAGUUGAGUCUGUCUUGCACGAAAACUCCAGCUGGAAAAGGAGAAGGACCCUUCAAGUGGAAUAUAAAUUGCAAGAAGAACAAGCGAGAAGGAGACGAUAAGGAGGAUCAAGCAAAUGCGAAACCCCUGAAGCUUCGUAUGGAGAAACCAGAUAGCAUUGGCAAAUCUAAUAAAAAAGGAGAGUCAUGUCUGUGUUGUCGUGCUUGCAGCAAUGCUACAAUACCUAUCGAGGAGGAGAAGGACAAGAAUUUCUGGGACAUAUUACUCCAACUGUUUAGGAAAGUUCAACACAAAACACAACAAACUGCUGGCCGUUUGUGGCGGUUGUUCAGAUCGCUAUUCCGUUGGCAUAUUGAUGACCCUAAAACUGAGGACGAGGACAAGGGCAAAAAGCCAGAGGAGCCUAAGGUUGAUGGUGGAUUGAAGUGCAAAUAUCAUUCUGAAACUAAGAGUAUUGAGAUUGAGGAGGAGUUGAAACAAUUAUUACGCAAAGAGCUUCUGCGGUUGGUCGAACAAGAAGCACCUCACCAAGAUAAACCAUGCCUGGAUGAAUUCCCAACCAAAUUGCAUACUCGGUUCUCAAAAAUGUUCGAAAAUAUACUUCACUCUGAAAUUAACCAAUUAAGUGACGAUUUAAAAGCUAGGCCUUUGGUUCCAUCUCCACCAGCAACUGAACAAGAUCAGCAACUACCAGAAUUAGAUCCAAGUAAGCUUGAAGAAGUAUCAUCACAAGAUGUUUCAGGAUCCCAUGGUACGAGUCCUGCAGAAUUCUGAAGGCGCUUAACAUGAUCGAAAUAAUUACAUUUAAGUUAUCUAAUUAUAUUUGGCAGCUAGUUCAUUUCAGGAAUAAGAACGAUUUUGGAAUAUAUCUUGUUUCAUGUUGUGAAUUCAAUUCUUAGGAUCUUAAUAAGAUUGUAACAGACAUAUGUUUAUUGGCAA
Molecule: messenger RNA, 1294 nt
Organism: Ricinus communis (castor bean)
Lineage: Eukaryota; Viridiplantae; Streptophyta; Magnoliopsida; Malpighiales; Euphorbiaceae
Exons: 3
Coding region: 41-1129 (362 amino acids)
Source: RefSeq, a predicted model, not a curated record